This is a messenger RNA of Chaetura pelagica (chimney swift), 1065 nucleotides long. RefSeq names its product glucose-dependent insulinotropic receptor-like. Gene Ontology annotation, molecular function: G protein-coupled receptor activity. The transcript is spliced from 3 exons. The record is from RefSeq and is a predicted model, not a curated record. Gene Ontology annotation, biological process: adenylate cyclase-activating adrenergic receptor signaling pathway. Gene Ontology annotation, cellular component: membrane. Bases 1 to 1065 code for a protein of 354 amino acids. Lineage: Eukaryota; Metazoa; Chordata; Aves; Apodiformes; Apodidae.
AUGGUCAAGCUCCUGUGCGCAGUGCUGCACUCCCUCCUGAGCUGCCUCAUCCUCCCAGCCAACCUGCUGGUGAUGGUGGCCGUCUGCCAGCUGAUGAGGAGGCAGCCAAGCACCAGCUAUGCCUACAUACUCAACCUGGCCACUGCCGACCUGCUGGUGGGCGUGAUGUGCAUCCCCGAGGCGCUGGACGACAUCCUUGACGGGGGCUUUAGCCACAACAAGUCCUUCUGCCUGCUGCACGUGGCCGUGAGCAUGACACCUUGCAUCGGCUCCAUCCUGACCCUGCUCCUCAUCUCCCUGGACAGGUACCUGGCGGUGACGCUGCCGCUCUCCUAUCCCACCCUCCUGAGCAGAACACCCCUGGUCCUCUCCCUGGUUGUCCUCUGGAUGAUCUCCCUCCUUUUUGGGCACCUGCCCCUGAUCCUGCCCUCCCUCCAGCAAGGCAACUACACGGGUUACUGCGGGCUCCUGUACGUGGCCAAGAGCGAGUACCUCUACACUCUCUGCUUCGGCGUCUUCGCCCCGUCCCUGCUGGUGCUGGUGGGCCUGCACGCCUGGGUGGGCCGCGUCGCCUGCCGGCAGCACGCGCGGCUCCGGCACAUCUGCGCCCGCCGGCCGCACCUCAAGGCGCUGCGGACCGUGCUGCUCAUCCUGGUUGGCUUCAGCCUCUCCUGGGGCCCCUACCUGGUGGGGGGCAUCGUGCAGGCUGCCUGCAGCUCCUGCAGCCUGGCCGGCCCACUCAAGGAUGCCUUGUUCCUGUUGGGUGAGACCAACUCACUCAUCAACCCCCUCAUCUACGCCCUGUACAGCAAAGACAUCCGGAGCCACCUUGCAAAGCUGCUCAGCCUCUCCUGGGGCCCCUACCUGGUGGGGGGCAUCGUGCAGGCUGCCUGCAGCUCCUGCAGCCUGGCCGGCCCACUCAAGGAUGCCUUGUUCCUGUUGGGUGAGACCAACUCACUCAUCAACCCCCUCAUCUACGCCCUGUACAGCAAAGACAUCCGGAGCCACCUUGCAAAGCUGCUCAGCUGUGUCUGGUACCUGCAGCAGGCCCAGCUGCUGGCCUGA